This is a messenger RNA of Xenopus laevis (African clawed frog), 1971 nucleotides long. Its product is annotated as whey acidic protein-like. The coding region runs from base 36 to 905 and encodes 289 amino acids. The transcript has 7 exons. Lineage: Eukaryota; Metazoa; Chordata; Amphibia; Anura; Pipidae. The record is from RefSeq and is a predicted model, not a curated record.
GUAGGACAGAGCUGGGACUCUGAAUUACUGACAAUAUGGGACCCACUGCUGCCCUCCUGCUUCUGGGCCUCUGUUCUCUGGGCACCUUGGCACAGCGACCUGCUAUUACAGUAUCGGGCCGAUUGACAAAAGAUCCUGGCCAUGGAAUUAUUGGACGGCCAAAGCCUGGAAAGUGUCCCGCCCCUGUGAAUUUGGAGGCCUGUGAUAAAUCUGUGAAAUCUCAAUGUGAUAACGACCAGCAGUGCUCAGGGAGCAGGAAAUGCUGUUCCAAUGGCUGCAGGAAUAUAUGUCUCCUCCCACUGGAAGACAAGAAGGAUUCCUGCCCAUUCUUUGAUGCCCAGAUUUGUGCCCUGAUGUUCCCCUUGGAGGAUGAGUGCAAAACGGAUGAUCAGUGCCAAGGAAAACAGAGGUGCUGCUGCUCCAACUGCCGCCUCGAGUGCACCCCAACAGUCAUAGUGAAACCCGGUCAGUGCCCAGUGCCAAGUAGAUGGUGCCCAGCGGGGCCCCCCAAGCACAAGUGUGACACUGAUAGUAACUGCACAGGGAAGGAAAAGUGCUGUGAGGAUUGUGGGCGCAAGUGUAAGAGCCCCCAGACAGAGCACAUUGGCUUUUGCCCUGAGACAAUAGAAACGUUGUCGUGUAUCUCGGCUCCAGAUACCCCCCUGUGUCACACUGAUAGUAACUGCCCCCGGGGCUGGAAGUGUUGUCUCUCUGGGGAGCGCAUGCAGUGUGUGGCGGCAUUGGCUGAGAAGUCCGGCCAAUGCCCAACGCCAGAGAAGAUUUGCUUCGCCCCUUCCUCUAAACCGGCCUGUACCAACGACGCUGACUGUGUGGGGAACAAGAAGUGCUGCACCCUUGCCUGUGAGCCCAAAUGCACCGACCCAGUCUAUCCCAUCCUCAUGUGAUGCCUCAGACUUGAGCGAAACAGGAGGGAAUCAUUACUGAGCCUGAAACGUCUCUGUUACUCUGAAAGCUGGAGAUUCUGCCUGAACUGGACUCUGAUGUCUGAUUUAUGUCUCACGUCUACUCCCACAAUAAUAUAUCACCCCCAUACAAUCCCUCUCUAUGUAUCACACUCACUAUAUAAUCCCUCUCUGUGUAUCACACUCACUAUAUAAUCCCUCUCUAUGUAUCACACUCACUAUAUAAUCCCUCUCUAUGUAUCACACUCACUAUAUAAUCCCUCUCUGUGUAUCACACUCACUAUAUAAUUCCUCUCUAUGUAUCACACUCACUAUAUAAUCCCUCUCUAUGUAUCACACUCACUAUAUAAUCCCUCUCUAUGUAUCACACUCACUAUAUAAUCCCUCUCUAUGUAUCACACUCACUAUAUAAUCCCUCUCUAUGUAUCACACUCACUAUAUAAUCCCUCUCUAUGUAUCACACUCACUAUAUAAUCCCUCUCUAUGUAUCACACUCACUAUAUAACCCCUCUCUAUGUAUCACACUCACUAUAUAAUCCCUCUCUAUGUAUCACACUCACUAUAUAAUCCCUCUCUGUGUAUCACACUCACUAUAUAAUCCCUCUCUAUGUAUCAGACUCACUAUAUAAUCCCUCUCUAUGUAUCACACUCACUAUAUAAUUCCUCUCUGUGUAUCACACUCACUAUAUAAUCCCUCUCUAUGUAUCACACUCACUAUAUAAUCCCUCUCUAUAUAAUCCCUCUCUAUGUAUCACACUCACUAUAUAAUCCCUCUCUGUGUAUCACACUCACUAUAUAAUCCCUCUCUGUGUAUCACACUCACUAUAUAAUCCCUCUCUAUGUAUCACACUCACUAUAUAAUCCCUCUCUGUGUAUCACACUCACUAUAUAAUCCCUCUCUAUGUAUCACACUCACUAUAUAAUCCCUCUCUGUGUAUCACACUCACUAUAUAAUCCCUCUCUAUGUAUCACACUCACUAUAUAAUCCCUCUCUAUGUAUCACACUCACUAUAUAAUCCCUGGCACCCAAUAUAAUCUCCUGAGUAGU